AUGGAUAAAGAAGUAGACAGAUACCUGAACGAGAGCCUGCUAAGUUUCAAACAUGCCGAGACCAAGAAUUCCGCCAGACGCGGCUCAUUAGUCAAGAAAACGAAAGGGCUUGAACUUCAAAAAAAGAUGGCCACAGCAAAAAUGUCUAAAGAAGAGCGUCAACUGAGAGAAAGUUUGCGGCAGAUAAAGAUAGAGCAGAAGAGGAAUUCGACAAUAAAAGAUUCGGUUGCGAAAUCAAGAGAGCUGGAAAAGCAAAGAACCAAGCCCGUGGUAAAGAAAUGUCCUUCGGCUGAUGUGGAUCCUUACCCAGUUACAUUCCCUGCCAUUAGAACUCCGUCUCCUUCCAGAUCACAACAUCCGAGUAACCGAAGCUCUCCAGGUCUUGUGCGGAGAAGGCCAGCAACUGGGUCGUCAUGGAAACGACACGAUGUGCCGGCGAGUCAUAGAUCCAGUGGAUCACCGAGAACCAAUGAAAGAAGAGAAGAGACAGCACGACUAUUGGCUGCCAGGGUGAGAGGUAGAAGGGUUUCGCAUGAAUUCGAAGAUCUUCAAAUGGACACAAAAACCGGAAGUUUACAAGCUCUGAAAGAUACGUCUGCGCAUGCCGUUGCUGCUCGUUUCCUGUCACAUGAGUUAAGUUCCUGCGAACAAGGAGGCUCGGUGUCGAGUUUGUCUUCUGUGGAAGAUCUAUACUGGGCAGGAGAACCGGAAGCAAUUACUUCAGUUCGACGACCUCGGAAGACUAGUGAACAACAAAGCAGAGAUGCUCUAAUCAAAAAGUCGCUGACUGAUGUCAAUAAAAAAUAA
Molecule: messenger RNA, 807 nt
Organism: Liolophura sinensis
Lineage: Eukaryota; Metazoa; Mollusca; Polyplacophora; Chitonida; Chitonidae
Exons: 3
Coding region: 1-807 (268 amino acids)
Source: RefSeq, a predicted model, not a curated record